This is a messenger RNA of Fusarium oxysporum Fo47, 1542 nucleotides long. Its product is annotated as flavin-containing monooxygenase. Gene Ontology annotation, molecular function: N,N-dimethylaniline monooxygenase activity; NADP binding; flavin adenine dinucleotide binding. The record is from RefSeq and is a predicted model, not a curated record. Lineage: Eukaryota; Fungi; Ascomycota; Sordariomycetes; Hypocreales; Nectriaceae. Bases 1 to 1542 code for a protein of 513 amino acids. The transcript has 2 exons.
AUGGGAUCAUUCUCGGAAACACUCAAGGUCGACGCCCUUGUCGUCGGAGCCGGAGUUGGGGGCAUUUACUCAACCUACCGACUCUCUCAAGCAGGGCUCAAAGUUCAAUGCAUUGACAUGGCCGGAGAUGUCGGUGGCACGUGGUACUGGAACACUUACCCGGGCGCCAUGAGUGAUACUGAGACCUACUUAUACCGCUAUUCUUGGGAUAAGGAAGACUUGAUAUCCUAUCCUUGGUCGCGGCAUUAUGUUUAUCAAACCGAGAUCCUCGACUACCUGCGCCACGUCGUGAAGAAGCACGAUCUCCGAAAGUAUAUGCGUUUCAAUAUCGAGAUGGAGCAAGCCUCUUGGGAUGACCAAGCUGGGGUCUGGGUAGUAUUAUGCACGGACGGACUGGUUAUCCAUGCCCGUUACCUGGUGAACUGCCUGGGCCUCCUGUCAAAGCCCAACUACCCCGAUAUUCCCGGUAUCUCAUCAUUUGCGGGAGACACUAUCCACACGGCUAAGUGGGAUCACAAUGCAAAUCUGGAAGGGAAGAGGGUUGGCAUCAUUGGCAACGGCUCUACGGGUGUUCAAGUCAUGACAGCUAUCGCAUCCAAGGUUGGCCGCCUGAUCUCGUUUCAACGACAUCCACAGUACUCGGUUCCAAGCGGACAGGGUGAGAUCCCGGCUGGAUAUCGAGACAAGAUCAACAAGAACUACGACAAGAUCUACCAAACCGUGUGGUCCUCCUCUAUGGGAUUCGGCGUCCCUGAAUCCACUCGCAAGACAAUGGAGGCGACACCUGAAGAGCGUCGUCGGGCUUUCCAGGAGGUCUGGGAUCAAGGAAAUGGAUUUCGCUUCAUGUUCAGCGCAUUUGGAGACAUCACAACUAACCCUAAAAAGGCAAAAGCGCUAAAGCCAAACGACCUAUACGCUCGUCGUCCCCUUUGCGAUUCGGGCUACUACCAAAUCUUCAACCGGGAUAAUGUAGAUAUUGUUGACCUUCGAGAGACACCAAUUGAAGAGGUCUGUCCGUCCGGUAUCAAGACAAAGGACGGCGGUCUUCAUGAGCUUGACGUCCUCAUCUUUGCCACUGGCUUUGAUGCAAUUGAAGGCAACUAUCUCCGCAUUAAGAUAACUGGCCGCGAGGGCAAGUCAAUCCACAAGCACUGGGAGAACGGCUCGAUGGCAUAUGGCGCGGUCGCAUGUAAUGGUUUUCCCAACAUGUUCCUCGUGUCCGGACCUCAGGGCGCGUUUGCAAACUUCCCAGCAGUCAUCGAGAGUGAGGUCGACUUCAUCACAGAAUGCAUCCUGCAUGCCGAGAAGAGCAAAAGAGAUAGGGUUAUGGAGGUUUCCAAUAAGGCUGAACAGCAGUGGAGCGAUCUUUGCGAUCAGCUAGUGGAGGGGUCGCUGUUCAAAACAACCGCUAGCUGGAUCUUUGGCGCCAAUGUUCAGGGUAGAAAGUCGAGCACCAAGUUCUACUUUGGCGGCCUUGGUGGCUACCGGGAGUGGGCGCGCAAGGAGAUCGCGGCAGGGUUUCCAGGCUUCAAUGCGGCCUGA